AUGGGUGAAGUCGCGGCAAGGCAGUUCGAUUGCCUCAUGUUGAAUGGCAAGAACUACCAGACCUGGGUUGUGGACUGUCAGUUCCACUUGGCAGCUAUGCAGUUGACUCAUACAAUCACUCCACGUGCGGAUGGUGCACCUGCAAUCCCAGCACAUGAGAUUGCUAAGGCUUCUAUUUUUCUGAGGCACCAUAUCCGCAAAGAUCUCAAGCAGGAGUAUCUUGAGGUGCGUGACUCGCUUAAGCUGUGGUUAGCGCUCGAGGAGCGUUUUGGCAAGCAAAGGACUGUGGUCCUCCCUCAGGCCAGGCGUGAUUGGUCACAAUUGCGCUUCCUCGACUCUGCACUUCACCGUAUUGUUGGACAGCUUCGCUUCGGUGGGCAGAGGGUCACAGAUGCCGAGAUGAUUGAGAAGACUCUCGAGACCUUCCACCCUUCAAAUAUGGUGCUCCAGCAGCAGUACCGUAAUAAUAGGUACAGAAAGUAUUCUGAACUUAUUAAUGUCCUUCUUGCUGCCGAGACUCAAAAUGAGCUCUUGAUGAAAAAUUUUAAUAUGCGCCCUGUUGGCUCAAAUGCAUUGCCUGAAGCACAUGCAAGUUUUCACAAGAAGAAUAAGACCUUUUACAAGAAAGGCAUGACUGAACCGCACCUGAUCCAGAUGUAUCAGGAUUGGAAGAAGCGUCAAAAUCCAGAGGCUCAUUUUGUUCAGGCACCUGUUGAUGCCGUGACUGGAGACUACCAGGAUGGCGACAUUGAUUGCAACCUCGAUGAAGAGGACACCCUCGACGAUGAUUAUGGGGACAUGGAGUAG
This is a messenger RNA of Panicum virgatum (switchgrass), 807 nucleotides long. RefSeq lists its product as uncharacterized. Bases 1 to 807 code for a protein of 268 amino acids. Lineage: Eukaryota; Viridiplantae; Streptophyta; Magnoliopsida; Poales; Poaceae. The record is from RefSeq and is a predicted model, not a curated record. The transcript is spliced from 3 exons.